AUGGAAUGUGAACCGGACGCUGGUCCCUUAUCAUACCCUGAGCAAGUCCAGGCGGUGACCACUCUCCAAAGUGGUAGGAUGAUAGAUAAUGAAACCGAGGAGGAAUUGAGCAAGGGAGAGAAUGAGGAAGAAAAUAGGGUAGUACCCAAUGUUGAUUCUCACACCUUAUCUUCCUCUAGUUUAGAACAUAAGCCCCUUAACCCCACACCUGCCACUAGAAGGACCAAACCUCACUUGACCCCUCAUAGGGCCUUUCAUGUACCUCCAGUUGCACCUCCUACAGCUCCUCGUACACCUUCCAUAUUUAGGAAUGAGGCCUUAACAGAGUCCAUAUGGGACAUGUUUAAGCAAGUAAGGGUUGACAAGCCUCUCCUAGACGGCACAAAGCAAUCGCCUAUGUUCAAAGAGUUCCUUAAGGACUUAUCAACGCAAGAGCAAGAGUCAAGGGUGCACAUGGACGAAUUGGUUAAUCAGGCCGAGCAUAUGAGCUUUAUGAUAUUAGGGCACCUCGUCCCUAAGCUAAAAAGCCCUGGUUCACCCACUAUUUUAUGUAUAAUUUGCAAUCAUGCCUUUGAUGGGUCUCUCUUGGAUUUAGGGGCAAGCGUGAACAUCCUACCGUACUCGGCCUACAAAAAACUCAACCUCAAGAAGCUGCAGCCCACUCCGGUCACAUUAUGUCUUGCUGAUCAAUCUCUACAGAAACCUUGGGGUGUGAUAGAGGAUGCAAUAGUCAAGGUGGAAGAGUUCCAUUACCCGGUAGAUUACAUUAUCUUAGAUAUGAAACCUUCCACGAAUCCAAUCCCUAUCCUUUUGGGAUGA
Malania oleifera is the source of this 819-nucleotide messenger RNA. RefSeq lists its product as uncharacterized. Bases 1 to 819 code for a protein of 272 amino acids. The transcript has a single exon. Lineage: Eukaryota; Viridiplantae; Streptophyta; Magnoliopsida; Santalales; Ximeniaceae. The record is from RefSeq and is a predicted model, not a curated record.